This is a messenger RNA of Drosophila pseudoobscura, 1761 nucleotides long. It is a transcript of the gene SmydA-3, whose product is annotated as SET and MYND domain containing, arthropod-specific, member 3. The transcript is spliced from 4 exons. Bases 75 to 1589 code for a protein of 504 amino acids. NCBI's taxonomy places the organism in Eukaryota, Metazoa, Arthropoda, Insecta, Diptera, Drosophilidae. The record is from RefSeq and is a predicted model, not a curated record.
UCUUCCAAGCAAUUGAGUUGCAUUUAUCGAUCGUGACGGAACAAUGCUCAUUCGAAUUCGAGUGCAGUGAAAAUAUGUUGAAGGCGCGGCUGGAACACGACGCAGUCUUUGGCCGUUGCCUGGCCGUCGCGGAGCCAGUCCAACGCGGGGAUUUACUUGUGGAGGAGCUGCCCUUCGCCUUCGGCCCCAAAAGGGACAGCGGAAUCGUAUGCCUGGGGUGCCACCAGUACCUACAGUUCGGCGAAGAUGGGGACUCCCUGGACCGCUGUGAGCUUUGCGACUGGCCGCUGUGUGGAGUGUGCGCUGGCGGCGAUGAUGACGGCAUCCAUCAUCGGAGCGAAUGCGUCGUAUUCUCUGCUGCUCGCGUCACAUUCGCCGGCAAUGUGAGCGAGGAUGGCGUCUGUACGCAGCUGGAUUGCAUAACACCUUUGAGAGUGUUGCUAGCCAAGGAGGCGAAUCCCAAGCGCUGGGAGGUCGAGGUGGCGCCUAUGGAGCACCACGAGUCGGAGCGUCGCCUCAACGAGGAUGUUUGGCAUGCAGACCUCGUGAAUAUAGCCCAGUAUCUGCGCGGUCCCUGCAAGCUGGCCUCGCGGUUCAGCGAGGAGCUCAUCAUGCAGGUGGUCGGAGUGCUGGAAGUGAACGCCUUUGAGGCGAGAACCGCGAGGGGAUAUCCUCUGAGAUGCCUCUAUCCCUACACGGGUAUUCUGGCCCACAGCUGUGUACCCAACACUGCCAGGAGUAUCUAUCCCAGCGAGGGUUUCAAGAUCCGCUUGCGUGCCAUGGUAGACCUGGACGAUGGACAGCCGUUGCACCACAGUUACACCUACACCCUGGACGGCACUGCCCAGAGACAGACGCACCUGCGAGAGGGAAAAUUCUUUACCUGCAACUGCGAGCGCUGCCUGGAUCCGACGGAACUACAGACUCACUUCUCCAGCCUCAAGUGUGGCCAGUGCGCGGAGGGCUUCCUAGCGCCCAAGCAGCCCACAGAAGUCGACACCAGUUGGAACUGCUGUAGCUGCGGCGCCAGCUCCAGCAACGUGGAUGUGGAGACCACAAUCAAGUCGAUCCAGUCAGAGGUCAGUGGGGUGCAAGCUCUUGAAAUGGGCCCGCAUCGGCUGGAGGAGGCUGAACGACUCCUGCGAAAGUACAAAUCUCUGCUCCAUCCGCUUCACUUCAUUGCCACUGGACUGAGGCAGCUACUCAUCGAGAUGUACGGCCGGGUGCAGCGCUAUGAGAUGGUUCAGCUGUCAGACGAUUUGCUGGAGCGCAAGGCGGAACUUUGUCGUCAGGUGCUCAGCGUUCUCAAUAAAUUCGAGCCAGGCCUGAGUCGCUCCCGGGCCAUGAAUCUGUACGAGCUGCAUGUUCCGCUGGUCCUACUGGCGAAGAGUGGGUUCAUAGCCAGCAAACUGAAUGGCGGUGAGCUGCGGGCCCGUCUCGUCGACGCCAUAGACCUGCUCAAGGAGUGCGUGGAAAUCCUGCACUACGAGGACAAGUGCUCUCAAGAGGGAGUCCUGUGCGAAGUGGCCAAACAGGCACUGAGGCAGCUCACACUGAGUGUCGAGGGAUUGGGCAGUGAACUCGACUGAUGAUUGCUUAUUAGUAUCGGUAGAUUUAUUGGAAAAUGCUCACGAGGAAAAUCUCAAUUCGGUUUCGUGUUACAAUGAAGUAAGUUGAGAGUUUAAGGCGUUGAUGAUGAAAAAAAUCGGUGGAAAUGGAAGGAAAAUAAACUUUAAUAAAAACAAAAGUCAUUGCCUCACA